Messenger RNA from Scylla paramamosain (green mud crab), 2632 nucleotides. RefSeq lists its product as uncharacterized. Gene Ontology annotation, biological process: protein peptidyl-prolyl isomerization. Lineage: Eukaryota; Metazoa; Arthropoda; Malacostraca; Decapoda; Portunidae. Gene Ontology annotation, molecular function: peptidyl-prolyl cis-trans isomerase activity; zinc ion binding. The record is from RefSeq and is a predicted model, not a curated record. The transcript is spliced from 6 exons. The coding region runs from base 36 to 2510 and encodes 824 amino acids.
UGUGUGUGUGUGUGUGUGUGUGUGUGUGUGUGCGCAUGUGUGUCAUAGUGAUCCGAGCCGCCGUGCCCUCCGCAACCCUGGAUUUCUUCAGCUCGUCAACGCAGGGCUCCUCCUCCUUCUCCUUCUCCAGGAUGGAGGAGCUGCUGAGUUGCUCGGUGUGCUGCGAACAGUACCAGGAGAAGCACCGUCAUCCUGUGGUGCUGCCCCGCUGUGGUCACUCCUUCUGCCGCCCCUGCAUAGCCUUCCUCGUCAAGAAUGGCUGCGUCAUCUGCCCAAGCUGCCGCAUGGACCAGCGGGUGGAGACAGCUGACCACCUCCCGACGGAAUUCAGUCUCCUGGCCAUCACGAACGCCCAGAAGAUAACCAAGCUGGAGAUGUGCAGCCGCCAUGACGUGAAGCUGUCGUUCUGGUGCCGCAGCUGCUCUUCGCCUACCUGCGGGGAGUGUCUCUUUGAGGAGCACCCCACACACACCCACAAAGUUGUCAAGGCCACCACGCAUGUGGAGGAGAUGAAGACAGCCAUCAAGGGCAUCGCUGACAAGUUCUCCGACGCCCUGGAUCUGCGGGAGCGAUGGUACCACCAGCAGGUGCUCCAGGGCGCCAAGGCCAUCAGCGACGCCAUCCGCACCCUCAGCAUCCUGCGGCGGGACAUUGACGACGCCCGAGAGCUGGUGAAGGGCGUGCACGUGGUGGAGGGGAUCGGUCCGACCUCUGCCCUCGCCGAGGCCUCCAAGUGCCUGGGGCUGAAGUGGAACCUGAAGGGGUGCCAGCUGGAACUGACGGAGGGCGGCGGGCGGCAGCAGGAGAGGGAGGAAGGGAAGGGUGACGGCGAUGGGAAGGUUAAGGAAGUGGAGAACGGAGAGGAUGAGGAGGAGGAAGGAAAGGUCAACGAAGAGAAGAAUGAGGCAGGGAAAGAGACCCCCGCUGAGGCUCUCGCUGAGGAGGUGGAGAAGACAGACGAAGAGAAGAAGCCUGAGGCGGAGGAGAAGGAGAUUGACGAGCUGGAGGCGCUGACGGAGGAAGAGAAGAAGAAGCGGAGGAAACUUCUCCGUUUGAAGGAAAAGCUUGCCGCGGCCUCCGCCGCUGCCGAAGCGAGCAGAGACAAGGACAAGGCUGACCUGAAGCCCAAGGCGGAGAGGAGGAGUGCCAGGGAGAAAGGCGACAGGGAGGCGGAGGUGAGGAAAGAGAACAUCCCUGAGUCUGUCAAGUUCCUCGCUGCCGCUCUAGACAAGAAUCCCCGCACGGACCGUAAAGACGCCCGCGCUUCCCGCGAUCUCUCCACCUCCCCGCCAAAGGACGACGCCUCCGGCAAGGACGAACACGUGACCUCCAAGUCCGAAUUGGACACAGAAGCCGAGACUGAAGCCUCAAGGAAGGCAAAGAGGGAUGGCGACAGUGACCCCAACAAGGCAGCCCAGGCUUCCUUACUCACCAGGAUCGAACCGCUGCCCAGAACCAAGCCUGACCCGGCCUCUGUCCUCAAGAAGCCUAAGGCCAACACGGGCCUCAAGAAGUCCAAGACCGUGACCUUUAUGGUGCAGCCUGAGGACACCACAGCUGACGACGCCAAGGACGACCAGUCUGACGACAUCAGAGGGCUCGACCUGCAGGUGCCGAGGAUCAGCUGCAGCGACAACACGGACAACAAGGAGAAGGAGAAGGAGGAGAAAGAAAAAGAGGAGAAGGAGAAGGAGAAGGAGAAGGAGAAGGAGGAGGCGACAGGGACGGGAAGCAGUGAGGCACAGCAACGGGAGGAGCGGCAGGAGAGGAAGAAAAAAAGAGAGUCCAAGAAGAACAAGGAGAAGCUGUUCGAGAUGGAGCCUGAGGAGAAGGAAAGGAUUGCCACGGAACUCCUGCAGGUGCCCAGCCUGACCCUGGUGGUGGAGGGCAUCGGGGGCCGCCUCGCCUACGUCACCUGGGAAGCCAUGGGUAUGCACGUCUAUUGCCACCAGUACCACGAGCUGCCCUACGACCUGCUGCUUAAGUCGUCAGUGCUCCUGUCCCUGCUGCCCACUAAGGCGCCGCUGGUGUUCCUGGACAUUGGCACGGAACAGAAGGUGCUGGGCCGCGUGUACAUCAGCCUGUGGGGACACCUGCGACGUGCCAUGAACUUCCUACACCUGUGCCUGGGCGACCGGGGACCUUCCUUCAGAGACUCGAUGUUUCUGGAGGUGAUGAAUGCAGACUGCCCCGGCGAGAGGAUCAGAGGUGGUGACUAUGAGUGCAACAAUGGGCGGGGAGGCGAGGCGCUGCUGGAUGAUCUGGAGUCCGAGGAAGGCUACUCAAUGCCCAUGGAGGCGGGGAUGAUCACAGCAGGAGGACCCAACAGGAAGGAAGUGGGGGCACAGUUCUUCAUUUGCACAGAGGAUGACUUCGACAGGAGGUUCGCGUGUCCCUUCGGCCGCGUUGUCUCCGGCCUGCCUAUUGUGAAGGAGACGGUGUGGCUGGUGAUGACGAAGGAGGUUUAUAUAAGGGAGUGUGGCGUGGUGGUGGAGGCGGCGAGGAUAUGAGCAAGGACGAGGUGGUGGUGGUGGUGGAGAUGGUGGUAGUGGAAGGGGAGGUCAAGUGUGUGAUUUCUCCAGCAAAGGACAAUCUUGACCUUAUAAAGUGCCUAACUGUUGGUGCCUUUGGU